This is a messenger RNA of Euleptes europaea (tarantolino), 1737 nucleotides long. It is a transcript of the gene COCH, whose product is annotated as cochlin. The transcript is spliced from 10 exons. The record is from RefSeq and is a predicted model, not a curated record. Bases 1 to 1635 code for a protein of 544 amino acids. Lineage: Eukaryota; Metazoa; Chordata; Lepidosauria; Squamata; Sphaerodactylidae.
AUGUAUGUUCCAGUCACACCAAUUAGCAGUGACCUCGUGCUGAAAUCACAGCCAGAUAACAUUAUUCCUGUUCCAAUUACGUGCCAUACAAGAGGACUAGAUAUCAGAAGUGAAACAGCACAUGUCCUCUGUCCGGCAAACUGUCCUAUAUGGCAGUACAGUGUAAUUGGAAAUGUUGUGUAUGCCUCCUUGUCCAGCGUCUGUGGAGCUGCUGUUCACAGAGGUGUGAUUACUAGUUCAGGUGGACCUGUAAUGAUGCAAAAGUUAGCAGGGCAAGAGAGCUAUUCUGGAAUAUAUGCUAAUGGAAUCCAGUCCCAAGGGCUUGGUAAAUGGUCAUCAUCAUUCUCAGUUGCCAGAGCAAGUAGUAGAGUACUUGAAGCAGCUGCACGGCCAGUUUCAACAGCACGCCCAUCUACAGGAAAACGGCAUAAGAAGCCUGUUUUGAAAAAGUCUGGGAACCAAGACUGUAAAGCGGAUAUUGCUUUUCUGAUUGAUGGAAGCUACAAUAUUGGGCAGCGUAGAUUUAAUUUGCAGAAGAACUUUGUUGGGAAACUAGCGGUGAUGCUGGGAGUUGGAUCUGAAGGACCACAUGUGGGAGUUGUACAAGCCAGUGAGCAUCCCAAAAUUGAAUUUUACCUGAAAAACUUCACUACAGCAAAAGAUGCUUUAUUUGCCAUAAAAGAGAUAGGCUUCAGAGGAGGCAAUUCCAAUACAGGAAAAGCCUUGAAGCAUGCAGCACAAAGAUUCUUCUCUGCAGAAAAUGGAGUACGCAAAGGGAUUCCUAAAAUCAUUGUAGUUUUCAUAGACGGUUGGCCAUCAGAUGAUAUUGAAGAAGCUGGCAUAGUGGCCAGAGAAUUUGGUAUUAAUGUAUUCAUUGUGUCCGUUGCAAAACCUGCACCUGAAGAACUUGGGAUGGUUCAAGAUGUUGCCUUUGUUGACAAGGCUGUCUGUCGAAACAAUGGCUUCUUCUCCUACAACAUACCCUCCUGGUUUGGUACUACAAAAUAUGUGAAACCUCUCAUUCAAAAACUAUGCGCUCAUGAACAAAUGCUCUGCAGCAAGACUUGCUACAACUCAGUCAACAUAGCUUUCCUGAUUGACGGUUCCAGCAGUGUUGGAGACAGUAACUUCCGUCUUAUGCUUGAAUUUAUUAGUAACAUCGCCAAAGCAUUUGAGAUCACAGAUAUCGGUUCCAAAAUAGCAGUGGUACAGUUCACUUACGACCAACGCAUUGAGUUCAGCUUUACAGACUACAUCACAAAAGAGAGGGUUAUUGCUGCUGUUCGAGGAGUUCGUUACAUGAGUGGUGGAACUGCUACUGGAGAAGCCAUCACACACACAACCAGAAAUGUUUUUGGACCAGUGAGAAAUGGACCGAACAAGGACUUCCUGGUGGUUUUGACUGAUGGCCAGUCUUACGAUGAUGUCAGAGGGCCAGCUGUUGCAGCUCAAAAAGCAGGUAUAACUGUAUUCUCCAUCGGCAUUGCUUGGGCCCCACUGGAUGAUCUAAGGGAUAUGGCAUCUGAACCAAAGGAAACACACACCUUCUUCUCCAGAGAGUUUACAGGAUUGGAGCAGAUCGUUCCGGAUGUUAUUCGAGCCAUAUGCAAAGAUUUCUUGGACUCCAAUCAGUGAAUGGGAGGCUCCUGAAGAUCAUUUUAAAUUACAUAAGGAAAACCAAGUUCUCUUUAUGGUACAAAUGUUAUAUUGUUCUAGCACACAAAGUUGCAAAGUUUG